UUCAUUUCAUAGCCAUUCUGAGAAAGGUUUUGACUUUUGAGAGAUGAGUGAGAAUCCACGAACGCUCAAGUCUCUGGUGCUUCCAUGGAAGACGAAGCUCUACCUUCCUCUGAUUUCGGCUAUUACAAAUGUCGCUUGUCGUCCUGAAGGCACCGUCAACCGCCGUCUUCUCAACUUCCUUGAACCCAAGGUUCCUCCCAGUGCAAAACCAGUGAGAGGCGUUAAAACAGCCGAUAUAACCAUAGACCCUACCCGGAACCUCUGGGUUCGCGUCUUCAUCCCCACCGAACCAGCCGGUGACGCCAGCCUCCCGGUCAUCGUCUUCUUCCACGGCGGUGGGUUCGCCCUACAAAGCGCCGACUCCAAGGGCUACGACUUUGUUUGCCGCCGGAUAGCGCGUACCGUCUCCGCCGUCGUCGUCUCCGUCAACUACCGUCUCUCACCGGAACAUCGGUUCCCGGCGCAGUACGACGACGGAUUCGACACUUUGGUGUUCCUCGACGCAAGACAUUGCGAGGGGUUUCCGGUUAACGCCGAUAUCUCGCGGUGCUUCGUCGCCGGCGACAGCGCCGGAGCCAACUUAGCUCACCAAACGGUAUGCAUGGCGGGAAAGGCGGAGUUUCGGAAGUUGAGGGUGAUCGGACUGAUCUCGAUCCAGCCGUUCUUCGGUGGAGAAGAGCGGACCGAAUCGGAAAUUCGGCUGAAGGGAGCGCCUAUAGUGUCAAUGGAUGUCACGGACUGGAUGUGGAAGGCGUUCUUGCCACAUGGAUCGAACCGGGACCACGAGGUGGUGAACGUAUCGGGGCCGAAUGCGCCCGACAUAUCGGGUCUGAAAUAUCCCGCGACGUUGGUGUUUAUCGGGGGAUUCGAUCCGUUACAGGACUGGCAGAGAAGAUACUACGAGUGGUUAAAGAGGUCCGGCAAAGAAGUUCAGUUGGUCGAGUACCCGAACGCAAUCCAUGCGGUUUAUGUGUUCCCCGAAUUGCCCGAAUCUUCUCUCUUAAUUACGGAAAUCAAGAAUUUCGUUGCAAAUCAAUCUAGGAAAAUCUUAAAAUGAGAUGCAAAAUUCUUCUGGAUAUUACAUACGAGAGUGCAACUAGAAGAAAGGAAGAGUGCAAGUCCGGUUCAUUUUCGCUCGGGUUUUACUUUGUUUCAAGUUACAAUUUACUUUGUUCUCUGUUUGCUUAUAGUGCAAGCUAGUUUUAACUGGAUAGAAUUUUACACUCAGUUCACUUUUUUUUCUCUUUUUUCUGGUAAAAUUUGCACUCAGAUCAAUUUUAAUUAGAUAGAAAUGUUGCACUUAGUUCA
This is a messenger RNA of Nelumbo nucifera (sacred lotus), 1308 nucleotides long. The record is from RefSeq and is a predicted model, not a curated record. NCBI's taxonomy places the organism in Eukaryota, Viridiplantae, Streptophyta, Magnoliopsida, Proteales, Nelumbonaceae.